AAAAAAAUCUGAAAAGCUAAUAACCUGUUUGAAUGCCCAUAAAUACAGCAAGCCAGCAUUGCCUUAUGUCCAGAUUGAUUUGAUACAAGUCCAGAACAACUCGGUAUCUCGCGUCAAUCGGAAAUGGCCAAAAUCAUCUCGAGUAUUCUUGUCCUAUUUACCUUUUCCGCGAUUGGCAUCAGAACGGCACCGACGUAUCAGCACAUUGGAGCAGCACUGAAUGCCGCAACGUAUCUAGGCCCUGUUGCGUCUAAUGAUGAGGGUUACGUUACCGAUCCUUUCGUAGCCGAUUCUCAAAAUGCUGCCUUCAAUUUAUUUAAACGGCAAUAUAUUUAUUGUGUCCUUAACUUCCCCGUUUGCCUCAUCUCGACAAAUACAUCUCUUAUUGUGGACUCACCUGAAAAAUGGUCCACCCAGCAGAUUCACUUCGUCGAAACUCCGCACACUUUCAAUCACAUUGCUCCCACCCUGACGACUAUUUUGCUUCCCCCUUCUAAUGUUGGUUUGACUAACGUUCCCGCUUUUAUUCAGAUGGUAGAUACUUCUUUGUGAAAUAGGCUACUGAAUUUCAAAGACGUGUAGAACAUACGAGACUCAUUUAACUGUCUUAAUUUAGCCAGUUGUUGCAGUGUGUUUGUUUAUACUUUGUCUAUACAUUCAUUCCUUGCUCGCCUUGCGCUUUGCAACUUCAUGAUGACUUGUAAACGUAUAGACCCCUA
Messenger RNA from Daphnia magna, 719 nucleotides. RefSeq lists its product as uncharacterized. The coding region runs from base 124 to 552 and encodes 142 amino acids. Lineage: Eukaryota; Metazoa; Arthropoda; Branchiopoda; Diplostraca; Daphniidae. The transcript is spliced from 2 exons. The record is from RefSeq and is a predicted model, not a curated record.